ACACACACACUGUGCCUCCCUGUGUCUUGCUUGAACUUAAAUCGCGUCUCAGGAGCAGAUCCUGAACUGACAGACAAAUUACAAGCUCAGGACUCACCACAAAAGACAUCCUGUCUAGUCCUGUCUAUUUCCUUUUUUUGUUUUUGUUUAUUUAUUUAUUUUUCAUUUCUUUUUUUAUAUCAGAGACCGCGAUCGCAGGAAUAAGAGUGUGAAGACCGCUGAGCCGCUGAAUGAGGAAUGUGUGGAGCUCAUUUAUGGACAGUCAAACCAGAGACUGAGUUGUAGGAGUGUGUGUCGGUGUGUACGUCGGUCGGUGUGUGAUCUCGGCGCUUCACGCCUCACGGCACGAUGAGAGGAAUGAAGACAGAGACGGUUUCACACGUAAUGAGAGAAUCCGUGUGAGAUUAGCGCUCUUGUUUCUUCUCACUCAGAAGCGAGACACAGGAGAAAGGUCCGCUUGGGCUUUUGCUUUUGCUUGAUUUUGCACUAAAGUGUGUGUGAGGGAGAGGGAGAGGGAGAAAGAGAGGAAUUUUGGAUUGUCGUGAUCACACUGCGUGGCCCGGGUCAGGAUGCAGGUGUCGUUCGUGUGCACGGACCACCGCUCGAUGAGCCGCAGCACGGAUGAGCGCCUGAACCGGCAGAACGCCAGCAGCCCAAACGCCGGUACACGCAGCAAGUUCAGAGCCGUUGCCAUGGUGGCACGCAGCCUCGGGCAACUGUCCGUCCAGAGCGUGCCGUCCUCCAGCGACCAGAGCAUGAGGACCGGCAUGAAGUAUAGAAAUCUCGGCAAGUCUGGAUUGAGGGUGUCGUGCCUCGGGUUAGGAACAUGGGUGACGUUUGGAGGUCAGAUCACAGACGAGAUGGCCGAACAGCUGAUGACUCUGGCGUACGAGAACGGGAUCAAUCUGUUCGACACGGCUGAGGUCUACGCUGCAGGAAAGGCCGAGGUAGUGCUGGGUAACAUCAUAAAGAAGAAAGGAUGGAGACGCUCCAGUUUAGUGAUCACUACAAAAAUAUUCUGGGGCGGAAAGGCAGAGACUGAAAGAGGACUUUCCAGGAAGCACAUAAUAGAAGGUUUAAAAGCGUCACUGGAGAGACUGCAGUUAGACUACGUAGACGUGGUGUUCGCUAACAGACCCGACCCCAACACACCCAUGGAAGAGACGGUGCGAGCGAUGACGCACGUGAUCAAUCAGGGAAUGGCGAUGUACUGGGGCACGUCCCGCUGGAGUCCCAUGGAGAUAAUGGAAGCGUACUCUGUGGCACGGCAGUUUAACCAGAUCCCCCCCAUCUGUGAGCAGGCCGAGUAUCACAUGUUCCAGAGAGAGAAGGUUGAAGUGCAGCUGCCCGAGCUCUUUCAUAAGAUCGGUGUAGGGGCAAUGACGUGGUCCCCACUGGCCUGUGGGAUCAUCUCAGGGAAAUACGACAGCGGUGUUCCUCCAUACUCUCGCGCCUCUCUCAAGGGCUACCAGUGGUUGAAGGACAAGAUCUUGAGCGAGGAGGGCCGGCGUCAGCAGACGAAGCUGAAAGAGCUGCAGGCCAUCGCCGAGCGGCUGGGGUGCACGCUGCCACAGCUCGCCAUCGCGUGGUGCCUAAGGAAUGAAGGAGUCAGCUCUGUGCUCUUAGGGGCCUCCAACACGGACCAGCUCCUGGAGAAUAUAGGCGCGAUACAGGUCCUUCCGAAGUUGUCGUCCUCCAUCGUGCACGAGGUGGACAGCAUACUGGGGAACAAGCCCUACAGUAAAAAGGACUAUCGCUCAUAGUGUGUGUGUGUGUGUGUGUGUGUGUGUGUGUGUGUGUGUGUGUGUGUGUGUGUGGUGCCCAGGGGCCACCCUGCACUGAGCCCUUUGCCUGUUCCUCCGUUUGCUUGAGCUUUUACUGAAUGAGUAAGCAGCGCAUGAGACUGGCAGGUAAACCCCGACCCUGCAGGGGAAGCCUUGUAGACACAUACACGGAAUAAUUCUAAAAACAUCAAAAAAAUUAUACACAUGGGGUUUAAAAAAAAUAAAACAAAAACUAGAGAACGAACAAUAUUAACGAAAAGAGAAAAGGAAAGAGCCAGACCUACCUACCUACCUAGGAGGAUUAUUAAAAUUUAAUAGAAAGCUGAAGUUCAUUUAAAAAAAAAAAAACAAGAUGAAGAAUAAAGGGGCAAAAAUAGCACACGCUUGCUUGGCUAUAGGAAAAAUAUUCGGUUUUCCUCUGCGCAUUGUUUUUUUGAUACUCAAUGCAUAUUUGACCAAAAAUAAAAAAUGUAUGUUAAAAAAAAAAAAAACUAAACUAAAUAAGUAAUGCAGUGCUUAAGUUAAUCUAGGUGAUGAGUUCAUGAUUCGUUGCACAUCUCCCGUAGUCACUCAUGAGGUCUGUCUCUCCGAAAACCAUUCACUGUGUCGUCUGCGUCACGAUUGCACACGCCCCCUUCGCAGAUGAGCCAAUCAGCACUUUAAGAGUCCAUCUGAGGGAGUGGCUAUGGGAGGCACCGGCGUCUAAACAGAAAUACGAGCAUCAUCUUUUCUUUUCUUGUCCUGAAGUACAAUCGCUCCAGAGCAGCAGUAAUCCUAAUGUUCUCAAAUCCAGUUCGCUGUGUUAAUGCAAAAAAAAAAAAAAUCCUAAAACUGGAACUUUUUGUUUUGUGUUACUGCUGAGCCGGCAGACUGUUGAGUGACGUCAUAUAACCCGCCUGCCGAAUACGAGCGUACGUUCAGAAGCGCCACGUCACGUCACGCGUGUUUGAAUGUGUUUAAGUGCAUACGGUUCGAGCGCAUGCGGUCUCUCACUCCUAGACGCCGGACGUUUACGUUUACGAUCCGGCGUCGUUACACGUGGCUAAAGCCAAAGAUAUAUCCCAGCUUCAUCUGUAACGUCUCACUGUAACUCCUCCCCUAUCUGAAACGAACAAAAAAAUCAUUUAAGAGCAUGUACUUCCUGUUAUUUACUUACUCUAUAUCAUAUAUCAUAUAUCUCUCCUCUCGCGUAUAUACUCACUCCGGCCAAGACGCGUAGCCGUAUAGAUAUAAACACCUAUAUAUACGUUUGCACCCUACAAGUUAGGAAUGUCAUUAAGACUUCUUUCUAUACCGUGUACCACAACUCAAUUUGAACUUUCCAAGGAACAAACAACUUUCCCCAAACUGCAUGACAUCCAUUUCCCCCCGGAGCAUGCGCUCUCUCUCUCUUCAGCCAUCAAGUGACUCUGUAGAAAUAUUUCUAUGUACCAUUUUCACUUUUCUUUCUUUUUUUUAUUCAUUUCAUUCGUCGGUCGAUGGAUUUACACAGAUGCUUUAAUUUUUUUUGCCAGAAACCGUCAGUCCGUGUCACACGUGAGUUUAUCGUAAACCAGUUCCAGCGAGUCUCUGCGUUCUGAGUGGACAGGAUUUAUUUUAGAGUCUGGACACAGCUCUGUGUUGGUGUCUCAUUUAUAGCGGCCAGAGGUUUUUUGUUUUUUUAAGUCAAAACUGACCUCCAAUCAGUUUAAAACUAGACGAAAUGGUUGAUAUGGGUUUGGAAUCGAGUCGUAUGAAUAUUAGAUUAGAUUAGAUUUCAGUCCGAUCUUUUAGCUGUGGUUUAGUUUAGUUUUUUGACGGUACACAUCACUGUGUUCCAUGCAGUAGAUCCGGUUCUCCUGCCGUGUGUAGCGGCUGUGUUUUUGACUUUAGGACGUCGUGGAAGCCGAAAUCGUAAAAAAAAAAAUAACAACCAGAUGUUGAUGUAUUUGUUCGAUGUCUCUCUUUUAUUUUAAUUUGUGGAAACGUCUCGUUCGUCCGUGCUUUUUUAUGGCGUCGCCCUGUUUCUGUGUUAGAGAUUCUCUCAGGAAAGAAGGGCAUUACUGUGUGUUUGUCUGCGGUGGGAAAAAUUUAGUACAGCUUUCUGUAGUGUACUAGCGCCACACGUGGUCAUGAGUAGGUACUGCAUUCGGAGAAGAAGAAGAAAAAAAAUGAUAAUGAUUUAAAAAUAAAAAUAAAUAAAACUCAUCAGUGGUACUCGCUUGCUGUCGAUCUUGUUCACUAAGGAAACGUGUUGUGCUUCUUCUCAUCUCCCCAAGAAAAAUGAGACAGGACGGUAUUUUCCCAGAACAGUGCUUUAAAGUUUCGACACGAAACACAUUUUUACGUUCUCGUACCCAGAGUGAGAGCAUGGCCUUCUUUACUUUUUUUUUUUUUUUUUUCCUUUUUUCUUUUUCCUCCUUUAAAAACGCAUCACCCAAAAAUUCACACUUGUGGAUAAGAGGAAGAGCUUUUUAAAGCGUCAUCUGCUAUUUGCUGAGAAUUUAUUUUUUAUGUUUAGUAUUUUCCAGAGCUAAAGGCAAGGUUGUAAAGUAGAACAAAAAGACAAAAAAAGCAGGGGAUUUUAUUUUUUUAGCAUUCUUUGUUGCCCUGAUUUGUUAUUGACAUGUUGAUGAUGAUGAGCAUCUAUUUGCACUGAAUAUGCAUUUUUGAAGAACUCUGUAUAAUGUAUACAAUGGCAAGCUUACAUUUCCACCAGAGUGUGGAAGAGAUACUGUAUGUCCAGACAGAUAUCUGUAUAUAGUUUGACCUUUGUACAUAUAUACAUAUAAAUGGUUGUGAUCACUUUGGCCUUUUAUUUCUCUCUCUCUCUCUUCUCUCUCUCUCUUUUCUUUCUUUUAUUUUUUCAUUGGCAGACAUUGCUAACUGCAUUGUGCUUGAAUUGGAAUUUAGAUAUGUACAGCUUCAGUAUCUAUGAAAUGGAAAUUAUAAAAUAUUAAUGACUGAAAAUCA
Hemibagrus wyckioides is the source of this 4736-nucleotide messenger RNA. It is a transcript of the gene kcnab2a, whose product is annotated as potassium voltage-gated channel subfamily A regulatory beta subunit 2a. The record is from RefSeq and is a predicted model, not a curated record. Gene Ontology annotation, cellular component: voltage-gated potassium channel complex; membrane; extrinsic component of cytoplasmic side of plasma membrane. The transcript has 14 exons. Gene Ontology annotation, molecular function: voltage-gated potassium channel activity; transmembrane transporter binding; potassium channel regulator activity. NCBI's taxonomy places the organism in Eukaryota, Metazoa, Chordata, Actinopteri, Siluriformes, Bagridae. Gene Ontology annotation, biological process: potassium ion transport; regulation of action potential; transmembrane transport. Bases 570 to 1763 code for a protein of 397 amino acids.